Glossina fuscipes is the source of this 3987-nucleotide messenger RNA. RefSeq lists its product as uncharacterized. The record is from RefSeq and is a predicted model, not a curated record. Bases 417 to 3683 code for a protein of 1088 amino acids. The transcript has 2 exons. Lineage: Eukaryota; Metazoa; Arthropoda; Insecta; Diptera; Glossinidae.
UACUUAAUUUCGCAGCAGAGAAUUUAAUGAGUGUCAAAAAAAUAAAAAUAGGAAGCAUUGUUAGCAUUGAUUUUCCGCAAGCAUUUUUGCUUACUUUGGUGAGAUUUAUUUAUUUCAAUAAAUUAAUUGAUACAAAAAAAAAGAAAAAAGAAAAUGAACAAAUAGAAUAAUACUUAAUGUUAAUUAAUGUAUUGAACAAAAGUAUCCUGCAUAUCUUACUACAGUUAAAAAGCUUAGCCUUUACUUCGGGACUAAAAUCUUUGUUUCCUAGCUUUGUUGUAUACCGAUAUUGUUGUUAAAGUUAUUUCUGCCACUAGAUCGAGAUUGAUACAUUUCCGGCAAAAAAAACUGCUAAAUUUUUUCUCUUUGCAAUAAUUCGCUCGGAGUAGCAGAGCAUAAAAACGAAAAGCAUAGAGAUGUCAGAUUCGCCCAGUUGGCAUUUUACUGAUCGCCUCACCAAUGAGGAAUUUUCAUUGCUUCUACCUUAUUUAAGUAUGGAAAAUGUAUUUCUUACACAAGUCUUUGUACCGAGGAAAAAAUGGCUACGCCUUGUUGACGCCAACUUUCAGACAUUUUCAUUUAUGUGCGGAGCUUGCACAAAACAAGUGAAAUUUGAAAACUUCAAUCGGCACUUUAAAUCGAAGCAACAUUACAACAAUCUGCGAACUAAUAUUACUCAAUUAUAUCACCCAUUCUUCACUUAUGGAAAAGCAGAUGUGAAAUUGGCUAGGGGAGAGCAGGUAGCACAAAAGGAUAGGGAAGUCGCACUCAAGGAAGUUAACGGGCAAAUACGAAGUUUUAGUCGUGAUGCUAGUACAGCUAAACAUUUUGCGGAAGUAGUUCAGCGACGAGAACAGAAAAGCGUAGACGAUUUUCUAGUUAAUUUAAGUUUGGAGACAAAAAUCGAUAAGCCAGAGCAGAUGUUCGUUAAAGUAACAUUGCCGUUUGAGGAUUUGCCGGAGUUGUUGUUCUGUGCGACCGGAGAUAAGUGGCAACAAGUUAUUACUUGGAAGACAUUUACUAGAAAGGCAGCGUUCACGUGCAACAUUUGCACAGUACAUUGCAGCGGUAUAGAAAGCGUAAACUCGCAUCUCAAUGGUUAUACGCAUAAAUGUAAGCAAUUAAUUGUCAAGGCCUUACAUUAUGAGAAAAGCUCCAAAGUCACUAAGAAUUGUUCGAUUCAAAUUGUCGACAGUUUAUCAAUUUCAAUACACGAGAACGCGAAAUCUUACUUUAAAAGUGAAUUGGAAAGAUGGCAACAACCAGAAUCUUCGGACGAUGAAAGCAACGGAGAUAAUGAAUUUUUAAUUCCUAUUUUACCGAAUACAGUUUCUGCUAAAGUUACUACUUUGGAAGAGCUUGUAAAAAAGAUAAUUAAAAAGGCGGACAACUUAAUUGAUCGAAAGAAUGAACGAACUACCUUUUGGGGACAUAUUGGUGUUGAAUAUGUGUUAUGCGUCAAGCGUCAUGAAGAAGAUGCAUCGCCAACAUAUGAAUGCGGGCUUUGCGAAAUUCUGGGCAGUGAUGAGAAAAUCCAGCGUCACUUAUUAAAUUUUGAACACAUUAAAAAAUAUUUGGAUCUUCACUACGCAGACACAAUGCGAAAAUAUGAGACUAUUAUGGGUCAUAUGAAAUAUGCGGAAUUUCGGGCUGUCAUGGGAGAAAUUGUCAGAAGAGUAGCCAUCGAGAUUGAAAAGCAUCACGGUCGUAGUUUGCCAUGUAACGUUUCCUUUCAAGAUUAUAAAAACAAACGGCCUGAGUUGAUAGCUCAGGUUUAUGGUUUGUUACACGCAUCUCAAAAUCAUGGACCUUCUUUUUCUAAUGUUGUCUCAAAGCACGAUAUCGAGAAUAUUAAAAAAUCAUUUAUUGAGUCGGGAGAAGUUGGUCGUAUCACUUCGUGGAACAUCAAUCAAGGAAUUAUAUUCGCAACUACUCCAAGCGAAAAGGUUUAUCUACGUCAGAUAAGUCAUGAUCCUUUGAUUCGAAUGAGGGAAUACAACGCAAAGAUGAACAAAGGCCGUGGAAGGAGUGCGUCUCCACCGGUCUAUGAUAGAUGUAGUUCACCUCAUCGUCGCCAAACUUCACGAUCCAGGACAAUAUCUCCUAAAAGAACGGGCGGAGGAGCAUUCAACAUUUGGGAUAUUUAUCGCCGCGAAUUAGCCAACGCAGCUACCCAAAUAGAACAUACUUACGAAGGAUAUCGCACGAAUCCGGAAAGUCAUCCGCAGUAUGAACAAGAGUGGAAUGAAUUUUGGCAACGUCGUAAAUUGGACUUGGAGAGAGACGGUGUUAAUCAUCGCACAUACAAUUUUCAACCCGAAUGGGUUCAAUUUUUUAAGCAGCGCAUUGAGCAACUCUUUGGAGAAGCUUUACACAAAUCUCAGAUUACUAUUCGACGGAAAUUGGAUAUACCUUUGGAUGCUGAAGAAGACGACUCGUCACGACAUGAAGUUGAUCGUUAUCACAGGCAGCGAAAUGAAUACUCUCCAAAUAGAAUAUCUUAUCCUAGGGAGGAGGAGUACAAAGGUCACGUUAAAAGGCAAAGAGACGACGAUUAUAGCAACGUUUUGGUUAAUAAAAGACAAACAACUGAACAGUCUAGGCACGGUGAAGAUCGCUUUACAGUUUCUUCUAUAGCGGGAGAUAACGUUCAAGGUUGGGGGCAGUCAGCCGCUCCAGCUGAAAUUGCAAACAUUUCGGACAACCAUUCUAAUCUAGUACACGUUUUACGCUUGAUGACUGCUUUAGAGGAACAUCUUGGUAGUUUGGGUGGCAAAGUUAUGGAUUUACUUGCAAAAGCUUUGCAAUUGGAAAAGAAUUUUCACGGUUCCAUUGUAGAAUUUGAAGCUAAAAUAUUAACGCCAGCUACUUGCAAUUUACUCGAAACUGCAAUGGAAAAAUUGAAAGGCAUCCUUUUUGCCGGUCUCCUAGACGAUAAAAAAGUAGGUGGAUUUAAUCGAGUUAUACAGUACACCACUGAAUUACUGAAGUACGCGGAAAAGAUGGGUUGGCGACAAAUAGCUUUCAUGACAGAAGAACAAGCGCCGAAAUUAAUGUCGGAUAUGCAAAGAAAGCAUUCAAAUCGUCAACAAUCAAUGCCUAAUGAAAAGUCAUUGACAGACACUCUUAUGGAUUUAAUGAACGAAUCAAGCGUUGGCGGACCAGAAGACAUGGUUGCUUGUCCACCACCCCCGGUUAUCAGAAUGACGAAUACCGGCAGUUCGUAUACAUCAAAAAAUGAACAAAUUAGCACAGGAUCCAGUUUAGCGAAUUUCAGUACUCAGCUUUCUAUACCUCGCCAGCAUCAGCAGCAACACCGACUUGGUGGAAGUGGUGGCGGCGGCGGAAACGAUAUGUCAAAACUGUUGACCAGAAGUGGUCCAAUGAUGACAAGCAACAGUGGCGGAAAUAACUUGAGCAACAAUAACUUUAACAACAAUGUUGGUAUGAAUACCAACAAUACACGCUCUAAUCUUGGGCCAAGCGGCGGGCCUAGAGGGGGCAGUAUGCAAUACAAUAAUCCAUCGGCUGGUAGCAUGAGUAGUGGUGGUGGAUCUAGGCUACCAUUAACUAAUAAAAGCAUUCCUCAAAUUGGACAAGCCAAUCACGUCUCGUAUCUAGGCCCAAUGGGAUCGCGGCCUACAAACCAAGGCGGUUGGGGCUCUUGGAAUAAAAAAAAUUGAGAUUUUUUAACAUACUUCCAGCACCUUUCACAAAUAUAAACGAUUUUCAUGAUUUAAAUAAAAUUUAUUAGAAUCAUUUAACGAAUUUUGCAAUUUUUCAUUAGAAAAGAUUUAUUAUUAUUAAAUGAUUUUAAUUUUUAUUUUUAAAGAAGUCUUCAACGGUCAUGUCGACCUGGCUCGGACGAUAAUGGUAAGGAUUAGCUACUAGAAGAUGGUAAUAUUUAGAAAGUAAAGGGAGAAAGAGAGAGAGAAGACUAAACUUUCACUUCUUAUUUCCUGAGUAACUAAUAAAUGGAAUUUCAAA